AUGCUCAUCCUUGGACUUACAGGCGGAAUCGCCACCGGCAAAUCCACCGUCUCUGCUGAGCUUGCCUCCUACGGCUUCCCCAUCAUUGACGCCGACCUUAUCGCGCGCGAGAUUGUGCUCCCCGGACGCAAGCCGUAUCAGCAAAUUGUUUCCUUUUUUGGUCCUCUCGUGCCCGACUUGCUCAACGCUGAUGGCUCACUCAACAGACUGGCCUUGGGGCGCGCGGUGUUUGGCCAGCCCGAGCGCUUGGCAAAGUUGAACGGCAUCACCCACCCGGCGGUGCGCAAGGAGAUAUUUUGGCGCAUCUUCCGCGCGUGGCUCGGGCUCAAUCGCUUAGUGGUUCUCGAUGUGCCGUUAUUGUUCGAGGCGGGUAUGGACAAGAUGUGUACAAAGGUGGUGACCGUCACCUGCGACGAGGAGAUCCAGUUGAUGCGCUUGCUAGCACGCAACCCGGAGCUCUCCGUUGAGGAUGCUCGCAAUCGCAUGGCCAGCCAGAUAGGCUCAGAGGAGAAGUGCAACCGGUCGGACGUCGUGAUCAUGAACAACUCAGAUUUCAACGCAUUGAAGCGGCUGGUGACUGCCACCGUUGCAGCGUUGUUGCCGUCCUGGUGGGUGACGUAUCUCGAGAUGAUUCCGUUUGUGCAGACCAUGUCUCCCUCUUAUACCUACAUUGUUUGA
Babjeviella inositovora NRRL Y-12698 is the source of this 678-nucleotide messenger RNA. RefSeq names its product putative dephospho-CoA kinase. NCBI's taxonomy places the organism in Eukaryota, Fungi, Ascomycota, Pichiomycetes, Serinales. The record is from RefSeq and is a predicted model, not a curated record. The transcript is spliced from 2 exons. Gene Ontology annotation, biological process: coenzyme A biosynthetic process. Gene Ontology annotation, molecular function: ATP binding; dephospho-CoA kinase activity. The coding region runs from base 1 to 678 and encodes 225 amino acids.